Molecule: messenger RNA, 930 nt
Organism: Quercus lobata
Lineage: Eukaryota; Viridiplantae; Streptophyta; Magnoliopsida; Fagales; Fagaceae
Exons: 2
Coding region: 1-930 (309 amino acids)
Source: RefSeq, a predicted model, not a curated record
AUGGCAGAGGAGGUGAUUGAGAGUUUAGGGAAUAUGAAGCUUACAGCAGAGGAGGAAGAGGUUAUUAUGAUAUCUGAGAAGGCUAGGUUACCUAAGAUUGAGAGUUGCAACCUGAGUUUAAUAGGCAAAUUUUUGACUUGCAAGGCGUUUAAUAAAAGGGCAGCAUUAUCAACGAAGAGAAGAGUAUGGGGAAUGCUGUCCGGCCUGCAGAUUGUUGAGAUUUGGGGAGCUCCUUUUGAUAAGCUUUCUGCUAAAGUAGCGACUGAAGUAAGGAGUAGAUUAGGUAAUGUGGAAGAUGUUGAAAGGCGUCGACGACAAGAUAUGCAGAAUUUUUUCAUGAGGGUCCAGGUUGCUUUGCCUAUUUCAAAACCUCUGAGGCGUGGUGGUUUUAUUUCAGAUUCUGAUGGGGUACGCACAUGGGUAACGUUUAAAUAUGAGAGGUUACCUAUUUUCUGUCAUUAUUGUGGCAUUCUUGGACAUGAUUUACGCCAUUGUGCUAGGCACUAUGCUAUGGAAAAAAAUGGUGGGGAGAUAGAAUACCAAUAUGGAGAUUGGCUGAAGGUUGCAAGUAGCCGACAGCGAUCACCACCAUGUAAGGAAGAGACGGAGGAAGAGGCUGGUGCAUGGAGGUCCGAAAAUCUGGGAGAGAAUUUUUCUCAACAUGCUGAUCAGGCCGAAAAUCAAGGGAUAGAGGGGAGCAGUCAGAUGGUGUGUCACGAGAAACAAGGAAUAGAAGAGGUUGAUGAUUAUAUGGUACCCCUGGAGGUUGUGGAUAAAUGCAAAUCUGGUCCUACUGAUGCUGAUACGAAAGUGGGCAACUUGAAUGAAAAUUAUGAGGAAAAAGGGGUAGUGGACAAGCUGAUGUCAGAUGGUGUGGGCUCAAGUGUGGGUAAUUUGGAACCAAAUUUGGAGAUGCCGCAAGUAGACUAG